Messenger RNA from Agrilus planipennis (emerald ash borer), 3066 nucleotides. RefSeq lists its product as uncharacterized. Lineage: Eukaryota; Metazoa; Arthropoda; Insecta; Coleoptera; Buprestidae. The transcript has 3 exons. The record is from RefSeq and is a predicted model, not a curated record. Bases 648 to 2867 code for a protein of 739 amino acids.
ACAGAAUACAGACCACUUCGAAUUAUUUUAAUAUUAUUACUGUUAUUGACGAAGGUAGCGAUGAUGAUUAGUCAGUCGACUAAUUAGACAAAGGCAAAAAGGAUUUUAUUAUAAAAGAAAAUGAAAAUUGAUUCUGAUUGAACUUAAAUCGGUUAUGGCGUUUUUGAGAAAAAAAUAUUUUCUGAUUUUUCGCUUUUUGGAUUUCUUCAAAAACCAAAAUAGAUAGAAGUGUAAAAUUUUCAGGAUUAACGUAUCUCAUUAGUAGCAACAUACCCUCAAGAAAUAAUCCAAAUAUCCCUCUGGGGACUAUGCUUAUCGUCCUAUGGUCUUUAUUCUUAUGAUUAUUUCUUGGCACUAUUGAAUUGAAACAUUUUUAGAAAACCUUCACACCAAAAACUUCUUCAAAAAUUUCGACGAUCCCAGAAAGAAUAAUUCAAAAAGAACUACCAUUCCAAACCAAAAAUAAGUCGUCAAACAAUUUUGACGAUAACAAAACAACUCCUGAUAAAACAAUAAAUAAUAACCAAGAAAACAACAUUUUAUCUAGUACUUCGAAAAAUGUAAAUGAAAAAGAAACAUGUUUACCAAAUAAACCUCAAGAAACGACAAAAAAUCACAACAUAUCACCUGGAUCACUUCGCCGAUCCAUGGAGGAAUAUGUUAGAGACAACUUCAAAGAUUACGACCUACUUUUGGAAACGUAUGGUGGGUCAACACCAUGCCAAAAUAAAAAUGACAAUUUAGAUGUUAUCACAAGUGAUAGCAGCAAUGGUAAUGAUCAAAAUAUAAAUAAAUUUGGAAACAAAAUCGACUCUAGCAACAAAUUACCACCAAAACCAUCCCUCGUAAAGAAACUAUCAAACAUAAUAUUGGAAGAGAAAAAUACAGCCGUUGACAAUACUGUCAUCAAGAACUCAAGUGAUAAAGUUUCAAACAACUACCCCGAACAUGGACCAUUAACGUAUCCAACCUCGUCCUAUCCAUCGACACAAAACACACCUUCUUCAGUUACUCCUUCCUCCAUCCCUCCUCAAAACAUGUCCUUUUUCAGUACAACAAUGUCUCCCAAAAUAUCAACCAGUAGACGAUAUCCAAUAUCCAAAAAACGAAACUCAAAAAAGGUGCUCAAUCCGACAAGAAAAGUUGGUUUGAGUAUAGCAAAUUUCAACUUUGAAGAUUCCCUGAUGUCUCCGGGACCCCUCUCUCAAAGCGACAGUCUUCGGGAUAUUGCGAAAACCUGUGCGAAACAACCUCAAGAUAAACUUAAUCACGACUUAAUUAGAUCGACCAACCAUGAAGAGAGACCAAGAUUAUCGUCAACCAAUGGGAAUUAUCGUGUGGUAGAAAUCGUGGAUGAUAUAGACCGAAAAACGAACAACUUACCUGAAAGUAUGAAAAUCGAUGUCAAAUCAAUUAGUUGGAGAUCACCACUUGUUUCAUCACCACAUCAAAAAUAUUCACCAAACGUUUCAAGAGACAAUGAAAUUUCCAAAUUACCACCAAACAAAACCACUUCCGAAAAUAAUUUUUCUGACAACGCUCAAGAAACCUUUCUGAGGGACAAUUUCACCGAUUUUCUAUCAACUUCAUUAUUAGAGACAAUAGAAAAGCUCAAUGAGCAACAAUCUAACGUGCAACAACACCAGAAAGAACCACCAGCUUCCCAGCAGUAUCCUCCACCGAAAAACCCUCAACAUCCAGAAAAGAGAAUAAAAAUCACCGAAUACUCUGCAACUGCUCAAAAGUACAGUGAAGAUCAACUGGAAGCAUCGACACGGAUGUCUGCGUGUUCAGUGUUGAACAACACAGCAGACUCAACGUUUCCUUCAGAACAAAUAUCUUCAAGAGGAAGUGAAAAUAAUUGCAGUUUCACAGAGACUUUCCUUGAAAAUAGACCGAAAUAUGACCCUCAGCGAGUAGAAUAUGAUGGAUAUUAUUCUCGUCGAAAUCCCGAUGAUUUCCAAGAAGCGAAUUUUGACUCAAGAAGGACACAAUGUAUUUCUCAGUAUAAUAAUCCUAGGAAGAUUGAAACUCCCUUCCCUACUUACGAACCUCGUUCUCAACAAAAUCGUCCCAGCACCUCUGAAAGGAAUUUCUACCACGAGUUUCCAAGACCAUACACUCAGCAUAAUUAUCCCUUAAAAGAAGUCAAAUUCAUUGGUCAAUCUUGUCAUCCACCCCCAUCGACUUCGUGCUGUUGUCAUCGCACUCAAUGUCGUAAUGAUCUCCUCUAUGAUAGAUCUCCAAGAAAAAUGGAUUAUUACUAUGAGAGAGAACCUGAGAACAUUGGCACCAUGAAGAGAAUUCAACCAAACAGUGAAAGAUAUCCUAAUCAUAAUCUUCACCAUUAUGAUACACAGAAUGAGUUUCAAAUGGGAAAUAGAAACCCCAGAAGCGAUUUCAUUGUGCCUCCUCGUUUCGUUAGCAACAAUAAUAAUGAAGCAGAAUUUGUAGAAACGGAAAAGAACUACACAUAUCAAAGAAGAGAACCACCUUGCAGGGCCCCAAGGAGAAAUGUAUUUGAAGAAGUUCCAAAAACUUUUGAACUUGAAGGGAGAUACAAUAUUAACCAUCAGAACUUACAUGAGACAGAAAACUUCGUAAGAAAUCGAUAUUCACCGAAUUUUAAUCAAAUGGUGAGACCACACUCUCAGUCUUCAGGAGAUUAUUAUCAGAAUCCAAGUUUCCCAAGAGAGAAUAAUUAUCAAAGAAGAUUUAUAUCACCAUCUGGAGGCCCUUGCACCGAAGAAAACACUCAACAUAAUUUUUCACUGUUAAACUCUAAUGAAAACAUACCUUUGCAAGUUCGAUAUUCAUCCCCGACCUCCCAGUAUCUGGAUUCUCAUCAUCCCCGCAUAUUUCCAUAAUUAUUUUUUUAUUAAAGAAAAUCGGUUUCUUUUAGCUUAUAAGUUAAACUUCUGAGUUGUUACUUACCUCUGUUCAAGAAUUAGUGUUUCGUUUGAAAGUAAUUAAUUUUUAUGUUCAAUGUAUUUCUAAUCAGUUAUUAAUAUUUACUAUUCAAAAUGCUACUUACACUGUUGAAGUUUUUUCAUAUACUUAUAUCGU